This is a messenger RNA of Bactrocera tryoni, 5767 nucleotides long. Its product is annotated as collagen alpha-1(V) chain-like. The transcript is spliced from 9 exons. The coding region runs from base 16 to 5511 and encodes 1831 amino acids. The record is from RefSeq and is a predicted model, not a curated record. Gene Ontology annotation, molecular function: extracellular matrix structural constituent. Lineage: Eukaryota; Metazoa; Arthropoda; Insecta; Diptera; Tephritidae.
AUUGGUGUACCAGGCAUGUGUAGCGCCGAACGUAAUCCUUAUCAAGUAUACAGCUCGCCAGCUUUUCGAAUCUCCAAAGAUGCUAUGCUUACCAUACAAACUGCGCAAGCAUUCCCCGAUGGCUUUCCCACGGACUUUUCAAUUAUUUUGGCUUUGCGCAGCAAUCAAACGAAUCCAACGAAGGCGCCCAUUUUUACCAUCUAUUCGGACGAGAGUGAGGAGGUACUCUCGCUUAGUCUUGGCAAAGAGAUUAGUCUUAGCUAUGAGCAAUUAGAUGCGACUUUCAACCAACGUAACACCAUUAAUUUCGGGAUUGGUAUAAGUGAUACGAAUUGGCAUCGCAUUGGUGUGAGUGUGAAAGGCACGGCUGCAACUUUGGUGGUGGAUUGUACCAAGCAGGUGACGCGUAGAGUGGAGCGUUCUCGUGGCAGCACCAUUUCGACAAAUGGCCUAAUACUUACUGGCGCACAAAUGACAAAUGAUCAGGGAUUUUUCGCCGGUGAUGUGCAAUUGAUGGCCAUUGUGAAUAGUCCGGAAGCGGGUUAUGAAGUUUGUACACGUUAUGCCACACCUUGUGUGCAACAAGGCGUUGUUACUGUAGAGAGGUAUACAAGCGUUGGUGGAGGUGAUGGUGGUGGUGGUGGAGGUGCCAGUUGGUCGUGGUCAUCAUCAUCGAGCAGCAGCGGCAAUGGGCGAGCAGGUGAUGGGGUCGGUGAUGGCGCCGGUUUGGGUGGGGCCACGCUCGGUCUUUUCGAAGGUAGGAGACAACUCAAUGGCGGAGCAAUAAAUGGAGCUGUUAGUGGUGCCGGAAGUAAUGCCGGUGGUGGAGCCCAUGCAAGUGGUCCUAACUUUCAAUACAGCAAUUCACGUAGUUAUAGCUCGGGACCUCUGGUAGAUAGUGGCGAUUUAAUUGGAAACUUUCAAGUGAACGGAGGUGGACGAAGACAGGAACAAGGCGUAAAUGGGAUUAGCGGAAAUGCUGUUGGGGUUGGUGAGGGUGGUAAAGCAAGUGCUGCUCUACCAAAUUUCCCAGCAGAAUUUGAUAGCGUCGAUUCAGAUGAUUAUGCCAUCGACCCAAAUUUAGAUCUGAACUUUGACAAUUAUGUUGAUCUUACCACACCCUCUAACCAAGAAACUAAUGACAACGAGGAAGCCAGAAAAGGUUUGGACUCUGAUGGCAAUGAAUCCAACGUAAAUUCUACAGAGCCUCACAUCCCCGCGGUAAAUCGAAAUUUUGAUGGGCGAAGAAAUGGUGGCCCCAAACAGAAUUCGUCAGAUCCAAGCUAUGUUGUGGGUGGUAGUAACACCAUCUGUUAUCCCGGUCCCAGAGGUUAUACUGGCACCCCUGGACCACCGGGCGAACCAGGACCAAAAGGUGAAGCUGGUCGAGAUGGUUUGGCGGGCACUCAGGGCAUACAAGGACCGCCAGGACAUGUGUUUGUAGUUCCUACGACACAAGGUGGCAAUGAGAAGGGACCGGAUACACAGGCGGAGGCUCUGCGACAAAUGAUAUCUCAACACAUGAUGGCUUUGCGUGGACCAGAAGGUCCGAUGGGUCUCACAGGAGUACCUGGUCCACCAGGUGUGCCUGGUCAACGUGGUGAUAAGGGCGAACCUGGUGAUGUUGGGGAACCGGGGUUACGAGGAUUGCGAGGACCUAGUGGCCCACCGGGACGUGAUGGACGACGUGGUCGUUCUGGAAGAGAUGGAGAACGAGGGGCAGUUGGACCUCAGGGACCAAAAGGUGAAAUCGGUCCAAUGGGUACUAUUGGUUUGCCGGGUGAAAAGGGUCAUCGCGGUUUACCAGGCCUAACGGGUGAGAAAGGCCAGCAAGGUGUAGAAGGACAUCCUGGCGAAGAAGGACCACCUGGCCUGCCUGGUUUACCUGGAGAGUUGGGCCCUCGCGGUUUCCCAGGACCACGUGGUUUUCCAGGACCUGCAGGCAAUCCAGGAUUACAAGGAGCAGAAGGCCAACAGGGAGCCAAAGGUGCUACUGGUUUAACAGGACCAGCAGGACCUCCAGGCCAAAUAGGUCCAAAUGGUCCUCCAGGAGCACCUGGCCCUCAAGGAAAUCUUGGACCGCCCGGAAUUGCUGGGCCACCUGGUAAGCCUGGACUUCCAGGUUUACCUGGGGCAGAUGGUGCACCUGGUCAUGCGGGCACACCCGGCGCCAUUGGACCAAAAGGCGAUCAAGGAAUGCAAGGAGUACAAGGUCCUGUUGGAUUUCCCGGACCUCGCGGACUUAAAGGUGACGAUGGACAACGUGGUUCUCCUGGUGAUAAAGGCGAUAACGGCGAUAGAGGGUUAGAUGGUGAAAAAGGUGAUGCUGGUUUGCCUGGUGAACGUGGCUCACCAGGUUCACCUGGUAGCCCAGGCCCAGAAGGUCCAGAGGGACCAAAAGGUUUUGAGGGUCCAAGAGGUGAAACUGGUUCACAGGGGUUACCAGGCGAAAAGGGCAAACAAGGACCACAAGGAUUUCAAGGUUAUCCUGGUCCAUCUGGUGAUAAGGGAGACAAAGGGGCAACGGGAACUUCCGGGCCGGCGGGUAUAAAAGGCGAACGUGGUUUACAAGGGCAGUCGGGUGAACGUGGUGAAAUGGGCCCUAGAGGUUUCCGAGGUUCAAGAGGAAGACGGGGUAACGACGGUAAUCCCGGGCCGAAAGGUGACACAGGUCAACCUGGAGCACCAGGUCCUCAAGGUGAAAGUGGACCACAAGGGACAGAAGGCCCGCGUGGUUUCAUUGGAUUACCAGGUGCACCUGGCGCAGAUGGAAAGAACGGUGUUAUGGGUCCACCGGGAGAACGAGGACAGCCUGGCGAAGCGGGAAAACCUGGACCACCAGGGGAACCAGGAGUUAUUGGACCGCGUGGAGCACCCGGCGAACUAGGCCCUAUUGGAGAGUCUGGAGCACCAGGUUUGCCAGGGUUACCAGGAGAAGCAGGCUUACCAGGUGAAUCUGGCAAAGAAGGCCCCCCUGGUCCGAUUGGUCCUAUAGGAAUUCCUGGACCCCAAGGAGCAACAGGCCUUCCGGGUUUCCCAGGUGAACGUGGUCAUCAAGGUCAGCCUGGAUUACCUGGUCUGAAAGGAGAACAAGGUUUACUAGGUUCUCCUGGGUAUCCUGGUGAUAAAGGUCAAUCGGGGGAGCCUGGAAAUACCGGUCCCCAAGGUCCUCCAGGAAACCCUGGUCCUCCAGGUAGUGCUGGUUCACCUGGAGCGAAAGGUGAACCUGGUGAAAAAGGACCGAUUGGACCAGCUGGUAGAGAUGGCUUGACUGGAUUACGUGGCUUACCGGGCCCGCCGGGUCCUCAAGGUACGCCUGGUGAAGAUGGUGAUAAAGGCGAAACUGGACCACCUGGUGAGAAAGGUCUGAAAGGAAGUAGAGGCGAACCAGGUCCAGUAGGUUCGACCGGAGCACAAGGACCACGUGGUGAAUCUGGUCCACCUGGAUCGCCGGGUGACAAGGGACCGCCAGGAGAGACUGGUCGAAGAGGUAUUAAAGGUGAAGAUGGAAAACCCGGCCUACCAGGACCUGUUGGUAAACCAGGUGUCCAAGGCCUACCAGGGCCAGCAGGCCUUAAAGGUGAGCGUGGGGAUGAUGGACUUAUUGGUCCAGUAGGACCACCAGGUUUACCAGGAGAACAAGGCAGAAGGGGAUUGAAAGGAGUACAUGGACAACAGGGAAAACCUGGACCCCGCGGUCCUCAAGGUGCAACGGGUUCAGAUGGACCACAAGGGCCUCCGGGUCCUGUGGGUCCAAUUGGUAAAGCAGGGGAACCUGGAUCAACAGGCCCUAAAGGAGAACAAGGUAAAUCUGGACCAAUCGGCCCACCUGGCCGGCAAGGUAUACAAGGUCAAGAGGGACCAAAAGGUGCUGUUGGCCCACGUGGCUAUCCAGGCGCGAGAGGUGAGCCCGGUUUGAUGGGACCAAAAGGUGACGUGGGACCUGACGGUGAGGAUGGAAAACCAGGCGAGCAGGGACCAAUCGGAGAUAUGGGACCAGAAGGCAGAAUAGGUGAGCCUGGCCCAACAGGGAAACAAGGUCCUGAAGGACCAGCUGGCUUACAAGGAAGCCCAGGACCAAUUGGAGAAAAAGGUGAUAAAGGAGAUUUGGGGCCGCAAGGACCGCAAGGUAUUUUAGGCCCACAGGGUUUGCCCGGAUUGCAGGGUCAGCCGGGUACAAGAGGUUUACCGGGUGAAGUAGGUGAAACAGGAUUGCCCGGACCAGAAGGUGUACCCGGAAAAGAAGGCAGUAUUGGGGAGCAAGGACCAGCAGGACCCAAAGGUGAUCGUGGUAGACGUGGGCCGAAAGGGCAUCGUGGUGAGUUAGGAAUGGUGGGAUUGAAAGGUGAUCAAGGUGAUAAAGGUGAUCGCGGCUUACGUGGCCCACAUGGACCAGAGGGACGCAAAGGCGAACCAGGCCCUGUAGGAGCAAUCGGACCUAAAGGCAAUGAUGGACCCCAAGGCCAACCUGGACUAAUUGGUCCAUCCGGACCCAAAGGAACUGAAGGAGCAGCUGGCAAUAAAGGUGACACAGGCCCACCCGGACCGGCUGGACCACCAGGUGCACCAGCCGAAGCUCCACUCAUACCACCAGAACUGCUUUUCCAAAUGCAACAAUACUCGGGUACAAAAGCGGAAACACGUCGACGUCGCGAUAUAGAUAUGCACGAGGAUUUAGUGCCAUUUGAAGAGGAUGAUGACUUCAAUGAAAUUAUGGGUGUGCCUUCAGCGCCAGAACCAACAGGCGCCACACAAGACCAUCACAAGAAAUCAAAACGAAAACGUAAGAAGAAGCCAACACUACACGGCGAAACGGGUGCGGGCGGUAAACUGGUGGACAUGUACAGCGCCAUCUACAGCAUGCGUUUAGAAAUGGACCGCAUGCGCAAACCGACCGGCACGCAAGACAACCCCGUGCGCACCUGCCGCGACCUACACUAUGCACAUCCACAUUUCGAGAAUGGCUGGUACUGGGUCGAUCCGAACGCCGGCAUGCCCGAUGAUGCGAUCUAUGUCUACUGCAACAUGAGCGCCGGCGGCGAGACCUGCAUACAACCGGAUGCACAUACAGCAGAAGCGCCGUUGGUGCCGCGACGUCAAGCCGGCCAACUGGAUUGGUAUUCCCGCCUAAAUGGUGGCGAAAAAAUCACCUACGACGGUGUGGGCUCCGUGCAGCUGACCUUCUUGCGCCUGCUAACUGAGGAGGCGCAUCAGAACUUCACCUAUAUUUGCAGCAAUUCGGUGGCAUGGUACAGUGCAGCGGAGCAGGGUUAUGCGCAGGCGCUGCGACUGCUUGGCGAAAACGACAUGGAAAUCGCACACGAGGGUACAGAUCUUAAACCGGAAGUGCUGCGCGAUGAGUGUCAGCAACCGAACCAGCAUGGCGAGACGGUGCUGUUGGUACGCACCAAACGGCUCAAUUAUCUGCCACUGGUGGACUUCUAUCCGCAGGACUUUGCACGUACGGAUCAAGCAUUUGGCUUCAAGGUGGGGCCAGCAUGCUUCAAAUGAGCCAUCAAAUAACAACAAUAACACAUAUAACGUUAUAAAGAGAGCGAGAGAGACACUGAACGAGCGAGCUGAGAGUUUUAAAAAUAUUUAUCUAGUAAAAAUAUACCAACAACACAUAGAGUUAAUUACAUCAUAAGCAUAGAAGUUUGAACUUAAUCGACUGCCAUAAUUGUUUAAGAAAUCUAUAAGCAUUCGAAUUGUUGUAAGUUUAUUUAGUUUUAAAGUUUCUAAUUUGUUUAUAUCAACACUAUUUUAA